Messenger RNA from Didymosphaeria variabile, 366 nucleotides. RefSeq lists its product as uncharacterized. NCBI's taxonomy places the organism in Eukaryota, Fungi, Ascomycota, Dothideomycetes, Pleosporales, Didymosphaeriaceae. Bases 1 to 366 code for a protein of 121 amino acids. Gene Ontology annotation, cellular component: membrane. The record is from RefSeq and is a predicted model, not a curated record. Gene Ontology annotation, molecular function: transmembrane transporter activity. The transcript has 2 exons.
AUGGCCAUGGCCCUGUUUGCCUCCCCAGCAGACACCCACGAGCCCUAUACCGCCAACGAAGAAAAGCGCCUAGUCCGCAAAAUCGACUGCAUGAUCCUGCCCUAUCUCGCAGUCUGCUACGCCUUCUUCUACAUCGACAAAACAACGCUUUCGUAUGCGGCCAUCUUCGGCAUCAGAGAGGACUUGAACUUGGUCGGCGAUCGGUACAAUUGGCUCAGCAGCAUCUUCUACUUUGGAUUCCUUGCAUGGGCGUUUCCGACGAAUUUUCUGAUGCAGAGGUUGCCGAUUGGGAAGUAUCUGGGUGCGAACAUCUUUCUUUGGGGCGUCUUUUUGAUGCUGCAGGCUGCUGCUAAGGUAUGUUGGUAA